This is a messenger RNA of Aspergillus melleus, 387 nucleotides long. It is a transcript of the gene FPR1, whose product is annotated as FKBP-type peptidyl-prolyl cis-trans isomerase. The record is from RefSeq and is a predicted model, not a curated record. The coding region runs from base 1 to 387 and encodes 128 amino acids. NCBI's taxonomy places the organism in Eukaryota, Fungi, Ascomycota, Eurotiomycetes, Eurotiales, Aspergillaceae. The transcript is spliced from 6 exons. Gene Ontology annotation, molecular function: peptidyl-prolyl cis-trans isomerase activity.
AUGGGAAUUAUCGACUUUAUCAAGGAUAUCAUCCGCCCCGGUAACGGGGUGGACUAUCCCAAAAGUGGCGACAUGGUGACCGUUCACUAUCACGGGUAUUUGUACGAUCCGACGCGGUCGUGGAAUAGGGGGCGUCGAUUCGACAGCAGUAUCAAAAGGGGAUAUCCGUUUACGUUCCAGAUUGGAAUGGGCACGGUGAUUAAAGGAUGGGAGGUUGGUAUUCUCGGGAUGAGUCUUGGUGAAAAGUCUCUACUUACUUUUGGCCCGCAUUACGGAUAUGGUGAAAAGGGAGCGCCUCCUUUUAUCCCCGGGAACUCGACUCUUGUUUUUAAUGUCGAGCUGUUAGCGAUCAAUGGUCGGACUCUUCAGUCGGAGGACUCUGACUGA